Messenger RNA from Stegodyphus dumicola, 654 nucleotides. RefSeq names its product putative surface protein SACOL0050. The record is from RefSeq and is a predicted model, not a curated record. NCBI's taxonomy places the organism in Eukaryota, Metazoa, Arthropoda, Arachnida, Araneae, Eresidae.
AUGGUAGUACAUACUAAACCGAAAAAUUUUUUUGUGACGAGUUACUCACUUGUCGGUGACUUGUUCAAACCUGCAUACGAACGCGCCACGUCUGUGCUUGUUUGUGUUUACUUCUGUCACACAAUCAGUCAGACUGGUAAGCUGUUAGCUAGCAAUUUUAAAAAUAAACUGAAUCAAUUUGAACAAGCAUGUGCUGAUCAAGCAAACGAGAAAACACCUGCUAAAAGUGCAGAAAUUCCCAAAGAACAGAAAAAUAAUCUAAGGAAACAACUUGUCUCUGACAUUCCAGUUGAAGCUUUUGAGGCAACAAAGAAUGCUGUGGAUGAUGCUGAUACCAAUCAUGGAGCUCAUGACGCUGAUGUUGAUGAAGAUGGUGAUGAUGCAGAUGACGACAUGGAUCAAGGUCAUGAUAUUGAAGAUGACGACAUUCAUAACGCUAAUGGUGCUGAUGAUGAUGAUGGCACUCAUGAAGCUAAUGAAGGUGGUGAUAAUGUUGUUGAUCAAGAUGACGUUGCUGUUGUUGAUGAAGAUCAUGUCAGUGAAGAUAACAACGCAGAUGAUGAUGUCAGUCAUGAAGCUAAUGAUGAUGAGGAUGUCGAUAAUGAUCCAAACGUGCAGAAUACUGAAGAAAAUGUGAAAAAUAAACUGAAUUAA